UUCCCCCGAGGUCCAGGCUCAGUCCGCUGACGUCUGGAGUGGACCAUGCACUGUGGCUGCUUGACCGAGGGCAUUCCAGCCACCCCCGGCAACUACUGGAUCUCAGGUGUGGCCUUCCCUGACUGGGCCUACAAAGCUGAGUCCUCCCCGGGCUCCCGGCAGAUCCAGCUGUGGCACUUCAUCCUGGAGCUCCUGCAGAAGGAAGAGUUCCACCAUGUCAUCGCCUGGCAGCAGGGAGAGUAUGGGGAGUUUGUCAUCAAGGAUCCAGAUGAAGUGGCCCGCCUCUGGGGCCGCAGGAAAUGCAAACCACAGAUGAAUUAUGACAAGCUGAGCCGGGCCCUCAGGUAUUAUUACAAUAAGAGGAUCCUGCACAAGACCAAAGGAAAAAGGUUCACUUACAAGUUCAACUUCAGCAAGCUUAUCAUAGUCAACUAUCCUUUGUGGGAAGUGCGGACACCAUCCUCCCCGCACCUGCUGCUGGGGGCUCCUCCCUUGGGUCGGCCAGCCCUGGUGCCCAUGAGUGUGCAGAGUGAGCUCCUGCACAACAUGCUGUUCACCCAUUGGGCCAUGGCAGAGCAGCUGACUGGACAGCGGAUGACCCAGGGGCCACCAGAGGCUACUGGGGAGAAGAAGGGGAGCAGCAGCAGCAUCCACCGACUUGGUUCUGUCCUGGGCCCUUGCCGGCUGGGCCCUUGCUGCCACUUUGGGACGCCCCAAGGCGAGCUGUCCAGCUUUGCCACCUUCUCCCCUGCUCUACCGCCUCUUCUCCCUUCCAACUGGACUGGCCUCUCAGGGCCCUUCUUGCCUCCUCUCUCCUCAGAGCAGUCGCUCCCAGGGGCCCCCAAGCUAGACACCCUGCUCCCAGGACCUAGUUUCUCCCCAGGGGCCUGGCAUUUUCCAGGGCUCCCCCUAUUGGCCGGGUUGGGACAGGGCCCAGGUGAGCGGCUUCAACUCCUGUCAUUCAAGCCUGAGGGGCUGGAGGUAAAACCUGACCCCAUAGCAGGAGCCAAGGGAUGCCUGGAUCCCAGGGAGGGCUACCCCUCAGAGACCCACAGACUCAAACCUGGGGAGGAAAACUCUGAGUCCUCAAAUUUGGAAAACCUCAAAGUAGUGUGGCCGUUGGAUCCUCCUUAAUUGUGGAGGAAGAUGUGAAGGGGAGCGGUCUUUCAACGCCUUCUCUCCUCUUGCCCGCCUUCCUCCUGGCUGGACACUAGCCAAAACUACAGGAUUUGAACUUGGACCAAGACAGGGGGCAUGGCAGGAAGAUAACAAUGUGGGGGUGGGGAAAACAAGGCAGGGCCCCCUCUUCUCCCACCAAGCUGCUCAUCAGACUAAGGAGACAUUUUUUUUUUUU
Messenger RNA from Sciurus carolinensis (gray squirrel), 1354 nucleotides. It is a transcript of the gene Etv3l, whose product is annotated as ETS variant transcription factor 3 like. Gene Ontology annotation, biological process: regulation of transcription by RNA polymerase II; cell differentiation. The record is from RefSeq and is a predicted model, not a curated record. Gene Ontology annotation, cellular component: nucleus. The coding region runs from base 46 to 1134 and encodes 362 amino acids. Gene Ontology annotation, molecular function: sequence-specific DNA binding; DNA-binding transcription factor activity, RNA polymerase II-specific. The transcript is spliced from 5 exons. Lineage: Eukaryota; Metazoa; Chordata; Mammalia; Rodentia; Sciuridae.